CAGCUCCGGCUUUUGGGGUUGGAGAUCCCGGCCCGGGACUGAGCCGUGAUCCUCACCCCAGUCUCCACCUCAGCUCCCCUGCCAGCGGCCCCAGGCUGCUCUUGGGACCCGGCGGGCCCUCACAUCCCAGACUCUGCCGCCGCCGCCGCUGCCGCCGCCACCACUGCCUGAGCCCUGAUGGGGGAGUAAGAGGCCACCGCUGGCCGGUCAUGGGCCUCCCCACCGUGCCUGGCCUGCUGCUGCCACUGGUGCUCCUGGCCUUGUUGGUGGAAAUAUACCCCUUAAGGGUUAUGGCACUGGUCCCUCACGUCAGGGACCGGGAGAAGAGAGCUGUUCUGUGUCCCCAAGGAAAAUAUAUUCACCCUCAAGAUAAUUCCAUUUGCUGUACGAAGUGCCACAAAGGGACCUACCUGUACAAGGACUGUCCCGGCCUGGGGCUGGACACAGACUGCAGGGAAUGUGAAAACGGCACCUUUACAGCUUCGGAGAACCACCUCAGACAGUGCCUCAGUUGCUCCAAAUGCCGAAAAGAAAUGAACCAGGUGGAGAUUUCUCCUUGCACUGUGUCCCAGGACACUGUGUGCGGCUGCCGGGAGAACCAGUACCGGCGUUACUGGGGUGACACCCUUUUCCAGUGCGUGAACUGCAGCCUCUGCCUCAAUGGCACAGUGCACAUCUCCUGCACAGAGAAACAGAACACAGUGUGCACCUGCCACGCGGGUUUCUUUCUAAGAGACCAUGAAUGCAUACCCUGUGUUCACUGUAAGGAAAACACAGAGUGCACAAAGUUGUGUCUUCUCCCUGUGGAAAAGGUUACGGUCCCUCAGGACCCAGGUACCACAGUGCUGUUGCCCCUGGUGAUCUUCUUUGGCAUUUGUGUUUUAUCCUUCUCUAUUGUUUUAAUGUGCCGCUACCAACGGCAGAUGCCCAGGUUCUUCUCCACUGUUUGUGGGAAAUUGACACCUACAAAGGAGGGGGAGCCUGAGACCCUGGCCUCGGUUCCAGGUUUCAGUCCCACCACAGGCUUCAGUCCCACCACGGGCUUCAGUCCCAUCCCGGGCUUCAGUCCCAUCCCCAACCCCACCUUCACCCCCAGGUCCGUCUUCACCCCACGUGACUGGUCUAAGUUAAGGGCUCCGUCAGACUCUGGAGAGAUGGCCCCACCCUACCAGGAGGCUGGCCCCAUCCUCACCGCGGCUCCAGCCUCCACCCCCAUUCCCAUCCCAGUUCAGAAGUGGGAGGACAGCACGCACAGUCAGCGCGCAGAAGCCGACCCCGCGGACCCGGUGACGCUGUAUGCCGUGGUGGACGGCGUGCCCCCAUCGCGCUGGAAGGAGUUUGUGCGCCGGCUGGGGCUGAGCGAGCACGAGAUCGAGCGGCUGGAGCUGCAGAACGGGCGCUGCCUGCGGGAGGCCCACUACAGCAUGCUGGCGGCCUGGCGGCGGCGCAUGCCACGGCGCGAGGCCACGCUGGAGCUGCUGGGCCGCGUGCUCCGCGACAUGGACCUGCUGGGCUGCCUGGAGGACAUCGAGGAGGCGCUGUGUGCCCCAGCCUCCCUCUCGCCGGCGCCCCGCCUCCUGCGAUGAGGCCACGACCCUCCCUGGGAGGGGCCUGCCCUUACGACCGCUGCCUCCUCGCGGGGGGCCUGAAGGACCGUGCUGGAUGCCCUUCGGACCCUUUUUCUGGACGAGGGCCUUGGAAGGGCAAGCAUGGCUGCCAGCUACCUACUUGGUGCUACUCUCCAAGUGUAUAUAGAUUUUCUCAGCUGCCGGAGCGCUGCCAGGGGCUCAGCCUUGUGUGUGUGAGGCAGAGGUGUGUGUGUGUGUGUGUGUGUGUGUGUAUG
Molecule: messenger RNA, 1843 nt
Organism: Enhydra lutris kenyoni (northern sea otter)
Lineage: Eukaryota; Metazoa; Chordata; Mammalia; Carnivora; Mustelidae
Product: TNF receptor superfamily member 1A
Exons: 10
Coding region: 210-1586 (458 amino acids)
Biological process (GO): inflammatory response; tumor necrosis factor-mediated signaling pathway; prostaglandin metabolic process
Cellular component (GO): membrane raft; signaling receptor complex; mitochondrion
Molecular function (GO): tumor necrosis factor receptor activity; tumor necrosis factor binding
Source: RefSeq, a predicted model, not a curated record